Molecule: messenger RNA, 9684 nt
Organism: Helicoverpa armigera (cotton bollworm)
Lineage: Eukaryota; Metazoa; Arthropoda; Insecta; Lepidoptera; Noctuidae
Gene: jbug
Product: filamin-A
Exons: 54
Coding region: 276-8951 (2891 amino acids)
Biological process (GO): actin cytoskeleton organization
Molecular function (GO): actin filament binding
Source: RefSeq, a predicted model, not a curated record
GGGGCGGCACUCCCGCGCAACCUGCUGCCUCCGUCACUCCGCGGCCAGUGCCUCGCCCGCGCAUGCUCGGCGCCCAUACGCGCACACGCCACACGCUGCGAACACUUGUGCUGCAAGCCUUCAAAACAAACCCAAUACCAGUGCUUACAUAGUGAAGUGACAGAAACAUGGUGUAAUGUGCUCCUAGUUAUAUACCGACAAGACGACAACGAUGUGCAGUGCCAAAGAAAAUGAAGUGAUAUUAAAUAGAUGAAAUAAAAAUAACCAGUGUCAUAAUGGAGGGGGUGAGAGUGACGCAUCAAGGGGUGCGGGCGCAUUCAGCCGAGGGGUCCGCGGGGCGCAUCACGCAGGCCGGCCUCGCUGCCCGCAGCCCUGAAGGGACGGCCGCCAAGGGCAUGGCCAUCAAAGGCCACGAGGACCUCUGGGUGGAGAUACAGGCCAACACCUUCAGAAAUUGGGUCAAUGAGACCCUGAAACCAAUGAAUAUAAAGGUUGCAGAUCUAGUAGAAGAUCUGAGGGACGGCACAGUUCUAUGUGCGUUAGUCGAAGCUCUCCAAGGUCGGAGACUGAAGGGCUGGAGUCGCAACCCGACCAACCAGCACCACAAGCUGGAGAAUGUGACCACAGCACUCCAAGCCAUCGAAGAUGACGGCGUCAAACUGGUCAAUAUUGGUAACGUUGACAUAGUGAACGGGAAUUUAAAACUAAUAUUGGGUUUGAUUUGGUCACUCAUUGUCCGCUACCAAAUCGGGCGCAGCAAAUUCCCUCCAAGAAAGUUGAUGCUAUCGUGGCUGCAGGCGGCGAUGCCGGAGUGCCGCGUCAACAACUUGACGACCGAUUGGAACAGCGGGGUUCUGCUCUCCGCCUUGCUCGACUACUGCAAGCCUGGCAUUUUCCCGCACUGGCGCGAGCUCAAUCGCCAUGAAGCUGUAGAGAACUGUCGUCGCGCGAUGAAACUCGCGCACCGUGAGUUGGAUGUGCCCAUGGUGCUGGAGCCGGAAUACCUGGCAUCACCCUGGCUGGACGAGCUGUCGGGCAUGACCUACCUGUCAUACUUCAUGAAACACGAGUCUGCGGGAUUCAAAGCUACUCUCGACUGGGUCAACUCGCGAUUGGAGAGACCAAUUACCAAUUUCACGACGGAUUGGAAUGACGGUCGCGUGUCGAACGAGCUCGUGCGGUCUAUCGGUGGUCCGGCGCCUCCUCCGAGCCGGUUGCGGAGGGACCCGGCGCGCUGGGAGGAGAACAACCAGCUUGCCAUCGAUGCUGCUAAGAAAAUAGGCGUACACUCGGUGUUAUCAGCUCGCGACCUGAGUCAGAGCGAUGUGGAACACUUAGGAGUGAUGGCGUGGGCCACACAGCUGCGUAACGUGCCUCCCCGCCCUCCCAUACAUGACAUGCUGAGGGUAGCUCUAGACUCCACGUCGGGAAGAGUUGGGGAACCUACCUACAUAAAAAUUGAAAGCAUAUCCAACGAUUUAUCGAUAUCAGAAGUAAAAGUAUCGAUUGUGAAUCCUCUGGAGCAAGAAUCGAGACUGAAGCUCGAUGCUCGAGGUGGCGGGGAGUUUGUGCCCGAACAUGCUGGCAUGCACGAAAUCGUUCUCACCGUGGAUGACAUCAGAGUUGACGGGCGCUACUUUUUCCGUGUUCUACCAAGACUGGUAACCGUUCCGCCGCCAGGAAUGGCUCCGUGUGCCAUAGGGAGCAUAGUCGAAGUGCUAGUCAGUGCUACAGGGGCACCAAGGAGGCAGGAUGUGGACGUAACAGCCCACUCUCCGAGCGGCCGUGCCGUGCCGCUGCAGGCUCGUCACCCGCCACCAUCAGCGCCCGGCACCACGGCUUCUAGUGCCACCUUCCAGCCCGAUGAGGCGGGAACAUGGACCAUAGCUAUUACUUAUAAGGGCGAGCAUAUUCAGGGAGGCCCCUUCACCUGUGAAGUCUUUGACCCACACGGAGUAUGGUUAAGCCCCGGAGCGCUCGAGGGCGCUGAACCUCUAAAGCCCCACUCCUUCGAGCUGGACACCAGCGGCUGCGGCGUCAAGGGAGACCUACAGCUAGACAUUGUGCAUGACAAGAGGAGUGUCAUGUGUGCACUCGAGAAACUCUCCGCUACUAAGUACCGUGCUACUUUCAUGCCUAAAGCGCCUGGAAAACAUAGGUUGUACAUAUACUUCAACGGUUACGAUGUUCACGGGUCGCCACACAUGUUCCGAGUCGGCUCUCGGUCUAAGAAGCCUCGUGACAGCUCCAGCCCCUCACCUGCUUACGCGAGGAUAUCUAGUCCAGUCACUCGUUUGAGAUCUGAAAGUCCAAUGAACCAAUACAAUAUACACGAGUCAAAUACGAAGCACAGUACGAGUUCAGUGGACCGACGCGAGGAGAGACGUGAUUCCACCGAUUAUUACAAACCCUCGUACGGCUCUGACACCAAGGAAAAAAAUUACGACGUGACCGACUCCGCAUACUCGACAUCAAAAGCUACGAAAAAGGAAACGUACACGAGAUACGGUUCGGAGAGUCCAAGAAACAGGACAGCGAGUCCGAUAACAACGAAACAUUUGGGGAACGGCUCCCGGUUGGACGUGAAUAGGGCCGCGAGUCCGUAUCGCGCCAGCUCGCCGUACCGCGCCACCAGUCCGGUCGGCCGGACCGGCUCGCUCGCCAAAAAAGACAGCCCUUUGAACAGGACGGCCAGUCCAAUUAACAGGGUGAGUAGUCCGACGGAGCGGUACAGUCCGGUGACCACAACAAAGCGCGUGGUGGAGAAACGUUCCAACUACAAGAUGUAUAGUUCGUACAGCGGCUCCCAGGACAACUUGGACCAGGCCAGCCCCCUGUCUUCACUGGAAAGCGAUCGCGCCAGAAGGCUCGGCAGCCCCAGCACGGGCGAUCCUGGCGGGAAAUCCUAUCAUCAGCGUCGAGACUGGGACAGCGUAGAAAAAACAAGACAAAUGAUGAGCGCCAACAGCCUCGAGUCUCCUAAAAGCCCAUCGGAGCGGGUCCCCGGGCAGAGCACCCUGGACCGCGAGACAAAGCGCAACACGCAACUCAACAAGUUCACCGACUACUCGAGAGACUCCUUCAACCGGCAGCUGGAUCGGUUGGCCGACGACCGGGACUCCGACACUUACACCACUCGGCAAGAGUUCAGUAAGCGGGAAGUGCGCGAGAGCACGUACGUGGUGCGCGACUCGUCCUACAGUAGCGUGGAGGAGAAGCAACAACAACAGCAGUCUUUUUUAUCCAAUAGGCCCCCCCGCGACCCUACCGGGGGGGCCCGCACUGAAACGGACGCCGCACACGCACGUUUCAGACCAAUUCAAAGGGAUAAUAAUAGAGGUGCCAAAGGAAUACUUGUAAAGCCAUCGUACAAAGGAAUUGUAGGACAACCAGUUGAAUUCAUAGUUGACGGAAGCAUGGCGGGCCCCGGGCAUCUUGAGCUGGAAGUGUCAGGAGGUAACGGGGCCCUGGUGGCCAGCUCAGUGCGGCCCCUCGGGGGCCAUCGGUACGCGGCUGCGUUCACGCCGCGCCUGCCGCGACCCCACACCGUGAGGGUCACCUUCAAUGAUGAACAUGUACCUGGAUCUCCGUGGAAGGUCGAGGUGAUGGCAGGGCCGUUGGGCGGCGGCGGAGGGGAGCCCACUCGGCUGAUCCCUGCCAGGGUGCCGGCCGUCUUCGAGAUCUCCACCUCAGCCGGUGAAGCCACCUUUAGUAAGAAUGAGGUUGGCGUGACAGUGACAGCCCCCUCCCGGCGUCCAGUGACCGCACGAGUCCUGGACGUGGCCGAGCGCCCAGGAGUGUACCGCAUAGAGUUCACCCCCGAGGAGGUCGGCACACACCUUAUUGAUGUCUCCAUCGCGGACGACAAGCUGGCAGCGGCCCCACUCGUAGCCAAAGUGUACGACGCCAGCCUAAUCAAAGUGACAGAUGUGGGCAACGCGGUGGUCGGCCAGCAAUGCCAGUUUAGAGUGGAUGCCAGCGCUGCUGGAGAAGGACAGCUAGAAAUUUCAAUAAAUGAAGGAGAAGUUCCUAACCACGUGCAGGUGGUUGGAGGAGGCAGGUGCCUCGUUUUCUGGCGGCCUGAAGCUGCGACUCCUCACCGAGUGGACAUCAAGUUUAACGGAGAACCAGUGCCAUCUUCUCCUUUCAUCUUCCAUGUAGCACCAGCACAAAGAGUCACUAUCGAUACAUCGCAAGUUGAACUGAUUCCCGUGGGUGAAUUAGCGUCAUGUUCAGUUCGUGUGGAAGGCUCCGCUGGUGGAGAAUUAACAGUAACAGUACGAGGCCCAAGAGGCGACGUCCCUGUACGGCUAACCGGAGAUGCUGUCACCGGUCUGGUCGCCAGUUUUACUCCGAAGAAUGUCGGACCUCACACACUUACUGCACAGUACAACAAUCAAAUAGUUCCGGACACACCAUUUGUCUGCAAAGCAUAUGACAGCAAGCUAGUUAGUGUGAGUGGCGGUAAUGCUGCCAGAGUUGGAGUACCAGUUCAACUGGCAGUGGAUGCCGCCCAAGCUGGAGAGGGCAACUUGGAAAUCACAGUUGCCGCCCGGGGGCUCAACAUCCCAACUCAAGUACACCCACAAGGGAACGCUCGCUUUAUGGUCUCAUUCACACCAACGGAAGCAUGUGACCAUGUGGUCAAUGUAUCGUUCAAUAAAAUGCGUGUCCCCGGCUGCCCUCUAGUGAUCCAAGUAUCAGAAGGAGGUGGUGGCGGGGCCCGCGUGACAGUCCCCGGGCCGGCGCCACUGCACCAGAGCGCGGCUCUCACGUUACACCACCCCACCGCCUCGCUUGACCAGAUCGAAGUCAAUGUUGAGGGGCCCAACGGCGCGUCGGUGCCGGCGGCCGUGGCGGCGGCGGGCCCGGGCCUGUUCCGCGCCGAGUUCGUGCCGCGCGCCGUCGGCGAGCACCGCCUCGGCGUGCUCGUCGACUCCGUGCCCAUCCCCGCCAGCCCCUUCCACUUGAAGGUGUAUGACGUCACAGCGAUCAGAGUCAAAGAUGUCACGCAUGGUACCGUCGGAAAACCUGUCACAUUUUUGGUGGAGACGAUGGCAGCGGGUCCAGGGAACUUGGAAGUGACGGUAAACGGUGGUCGUGUGCCAACGGCAGCGGCAGCUCAGGGUGCCCACACUUAUGCCAUCAGCUUCACGCCGCGAGACCCAAGACCUCACACCGUCGAGUUGCGGUUCAACGGAGAUCAUGUACCAGGCAGUCCAUUCGUGUGCCACGUGUCUGCGCCGGCGCGUGUCAUAGGCGCGGGCUCGGGCGAGUCUCCAGACAAGGUGUCAGUGGGUGAGGCGUACACUUUCAGCGUGGAUUCGCCCACCUCACCCCACGUUGAGGUGCUGGGGCCUGCAAGGAGACCUGUACCUGUACAGGUAUCGGCUGAAGAGACUAUUGGUGAAAAUGAAGCCAGCAAAAGAUAUACCAUCUCAUUUGUGCCUGUCGACGUUGGUGAUCAUAGUAUUGAGGUACGUGCCGGCGCUAUGGGUGGGCACGUGGAAGGCAGUCCGUUCCUCGUGAAAGCGUACAGCGCGGCGCGAGUCAACGUGACGGACAUCUCGCCCGGCGUCGUCGGACGACCAGUGUCGUUCACCAUCAAUGCUUCACAUGCUGGUGCCGGCAAUUUAGAAAUAAUAGUGGCUGUGAAUGGUCGGAAUGUGCCAAAUUAUGUACAAAGCGAAGGAAACGCCAGGUUCAAAGUAAACUUCAAGCCAGUAGAAGCAGCCCCGCACACGCUAUCAGUCCGGUUCAACGGCCAGGCAGUCCCGGGAUCGCCGUUCACUUGCGCCGUGUCCGCGCCGGCCGCCGCCGCCGACGCCCGCGCCACCGGCCCCGGGCUCGUGUCCACGCCUAGAGCCGAACCUGCUGACAUACAACUCACUGGCUUUCAUACAGGCGAACCCACAGUGUAUGUAGCGGGUCCCGGCGGCAGCAACGUCCGCGCCCGCCUCUCUCCGACCGGCGAGGGACGGUAUACCGCGACAUAUACACCAGAGGCAGUUGGACGGCAUACAGUGCAAGUGACGUGUGCUGGUAGACAUGUGCCCGGAUCGCCAUUCACUUGUAAUGUCUAUGAUGUUAGAAGGGUUCGAGUUACCGGGUUGGGACCUGGAGAACUAGAAGGCACGCUAGAAGGGCUGAGCCUUGACGAGGGCGCAGAGCCAGAAGAGCGUGGAGUAGAAGUGGGCAAGCCGGUAACGUUCAGUGUGGACGCGGCUGGCGCUGGGGAAGGAACGCUAGAACUCGUCGUGUCUACACCUUCCACGACGGUCAAGGCGGAGGUGGUAGCAGUAGCCCGCGGUCUGUACGACGUGACGUUCGUGCCGGUGUCGCGCGAGCCGCACCGCGUGUCCGUCACCUUCAACGAGCAGCCCGUGCCCGGCAGCCCCUUCGUGUGCCGCGUCAGCGAGCCACAUACUUAUGUACAAAUUGGCGGAAUAGCAACAGUGGAAAUAGACGAGAACUUAACAGACGUGGAAGUACUCUCUCCCACCGGGACCCGGGUCGCCGAAGCCCACUUAGAAGACACGGGGCUGCUGACGUUCCCCGCGGGCCGCGUGGGCCGGUACGUCGUGAGGAGCACGAGGGGCCCCGUCGCUGAUGUGGAGGCCCUGGACGCGUCGGCUGUUAAAGUGCUGUCUAUUGGUGACGCGGUGGCACAUCGACCGGCUAUACUUACUGUGAACACAAGCGGCGCCGGCAAUGGUCGCCUAUCUGGCCGGGUAUCCUGCGGCGGUACCGCAGUCCCGCACUCAGUGCGGCGGCGCGGCGGCUCCCGGCAGGAGCUGGUGUGGCACCCCGCGCGGGCCGCGCCGCAUCGACUCACGCUGCUGUGGAGCGGGGCCCCGAUUGACAACCAGCCGCUGAUUGUCGAUGUACAGCCGGCUCAUCAUGGACAGGAGGUGGCAGCCUCCGGCCUAGGGUUGUACCAAGCACAAGUGAACAGGGUAGCGUCAUUCAGUAUCGAUACUCUCGGCAGACCGGCCAGAGAGUUCGAUGUGGUCGUCUCUGGCCCUGGAUCCAGAGCCCUGCCUGUGCGAUGCUACCAAACUAAGUCAGGAUUACUGCAAGCGGAAUAUACCAUCACUGAUGUUGGACAGAGCACUAUAGAGGUACUGCACUUAUCAAAGCCAGUAUCUGGCAGCCCUUACACUUGUGAAUCAUUCGAUUCCAAUAGAGUCAUCAUUUCUGGAUUACCUACAGGGAACAUCAUAGCACAAACACCUAUCAAUUUCACAGUUGACACAAAAGACGCGGGUGUAGCCGAACUAGAAGUGAUAUGUGAAGCUAUGGGCGAGCGUCGUAUUCGUCUACCAGUCGAUAUCAGAGAGGACGGACAUACAUACCGAGUGCGCUUGCGACCUACCGUACCCGCUCAUUAUAGGAUCUAUAUCACUUAUGGAGGAGCAAACGUAUCCGGCAGUCCAAUAUCCCUGGGCGUGCUAAGCAGCCGGAUCAGCACCAGCAUAGCGCGGUGUGCGGGCACGGGGCUGGCGCAUGCACAUGUCGGGAAGGAAGCCGCGUUUACUAUACACUGUACUGAAGAUACUACGCCUACUGUGCAGGUUGAACGACUAACAUCAGACGAGAAAGAAGACAGCUCAGACACUGGGCUGUUAGAGUGUCGGGUGGUAGCCGGAGCGCCUAGAGAGUGGCUCUGUGCAUAUAUACCGCUAGUGGUCGGCUUGUAUGAAGUCAGGAUAUUCACGUCUUCUGGACCUCUUCCCGGCAGCCCUUUCCCUGUUAAGGUGAUAGACACAUCAGCGAUAGUGGCAGUGGGCGGAUGGGGCGCGGACGGCGCGGGGCGGGUGCGGGCGCCCAGCAAGCUCGUGCUCGACACCAGCGCCGCCGGGCCCGGCACGCUCGAGUGUCUGCUGGCCGGCAGGCAUCAGCGUGUAGAAACAGUAUCAGGUCGUGCAGUGGUAACACUAUCCAGCGUAGAAGGCAGCUCAGGCGGGGAGGCCGAACUCGAGCUGACAUACAACGGAGCCCUGGUCGCCGGGGCCCCGCGACGAGCACUGCUGGCGCCGCCCGCCAGUGCUGACCGCGUCACGUUAGCGGGACGAGGGCUGGCUCAUGCGGCGCCGCAUACACCCGCUGUGUUUACUAUCGACGGCAGUGCAGCCGGGCCGGGGGCUCCAGAAGCUUCCCUAACAUCUCCCGAAGGAGACAGCAUCCCCGUAGCGUUAGCAGCGGCCGGCCCCGGACUGUGGCGAGCUACCUACACGCCGCGCCGACCGGGAGAACAUCAGCUCAGAGUGCUGUGGGCUGGACGACUCGUUAAAGGCUCCCCGCUAUCAGUGAAGGUAUCCCUGGGGUCUGAGAGCGGCGACGCGUCGCGCGUGGUGUGCUCGGGCGCGGGGCUGGCGGGCGGCGUGCUGGGCCGCGACAUCCGCGCCUGGCUCGACACGCGCCGCGCCGGGCCCGGCGAGCUCACCGCGCACUGCACCGGCCCCAACAAGGUGGCAUACUGCGAACUUUACGAGCACGGAGACGGCACGUUCACACUGAACGUGAAGCCAGCUGAAGCGGGCCGACACAUGCUGAGCAUUCAGUUCGCGGGCGAGCAUGUGCCCGGCUCGCCCUUCGUGCUCAAGGUGGCCGGCGCUCCCGACCCGUCGAAGGUCCGCGUAUACGGUCCGGGCGUGGAGCCGGGCGUGCUGGCCACGUUCCAGUCGCGCUUCCUGUGCGACACGCGCGGCGCGGGCGCCGGCCAGCUCACCGUGCGCGUGCGCGGGCCCAAGGGCGCCUUCCGCGUCGAGAUGCAGCGCGAGACGCAGAAGGACCGCACCAUACUGUGUAAAUUCUCUCCCACCGAGCCGGGCGACUACCGCGUAGAAGUCCGAUGGGCCGGGCGUCACGUGCCCGGCUCGCCCUUCCCCGUCAUGAUCUUCGACACGCAAGAGGAACUGCGCCGAUACAUGCAGGCUUCUGCCGCUUGAAACGCCUUAUAACAAUACCUGUUUAACCACCAAACUUCUUCUAGAAAAUUCUAGAACUUAGACAUUUAAAUUCUGGACUUUUCUAGAAAGUAGGUAUAAUGUGAACGUUUAUCUACCCACGCCAUGUGUUAUGUGUUUAAUAUUUUCUUCAAGUACUACAGUUUUUUUUUGUUUCCAUAAUAUGUACAGUAGUAAGGGUUCAGUAGUCUACACUAUUGCUAACUCUUCUGAAAUGUAAACGAUCAAACCAAUCAUAUUGAAAUAAACUGAGGUUUUAAUUUAUCGUAUUUUAGCUAUUGAAAUACGGUGAACGUAUUGUGAUGUAUUGAUUCCACUGAAUGUAAUAAUCCGUCCAUGUGUUAUAAGGUAGUAUAGGCAAACCAGUACAACUCCUGCGAGUUGUAACAUUUCCAUAUCGUCGAAAAAAUGUAUUUAAAUUAUAAAAUUAAUAGUCUAAUAGAAUCUCUGUAUUGUUUAUAAGUACAUACAUUCUAAUGCAACAUUCUAAAUGUAAUUUAAGAGAUAAAUGCAUAAUAAUUUGUUUGUUAUAAUAUUUAUUAAUAACGACAUUUAGUUUUACAUCAUUUAAAUUAACUAUUGUAACUAACGAGGUUUUUGUUUAUUGUUAUUACGGGGUCAAGUUCGUCUCUAACCACACCGAUGUGAAUUUGACCUCGUAAGCUGCUGAAUUAUUCAGUUACUAAUUGUUAAUAAAUUGAACUUUAUAAAAAAA